CAGUUUUUAUAGACUAUUCGUCCAUUUUUUUCUUGCGCUUCCUCUCUGGGCUUACAUGAUUUUUUAUUAUUUUUUUCUCAACUGGGUCAUUCUCGACUUCCAUGAAUCUCAAUUUGCAUUUGUAUCUUCCGUAUACUCGGUGAUCAAGUUUAUAGCUUUAUUGAGUUGCCAUCUGGGUUUUCUCUGUUCUGUUAUCCUUUCCGCAGCCAGCUCAUGCUCUCCCAUUUCUGUGACCACUUCCCUAUCCGACAGUUCUUUUCCCGGUUGAUCCAAUGACAGUAAAAUAAGAUAACAUUUAAAUUUAGGAACUUGGUGCUAAAUUCCGCGCAAUGAAUUGUUUCUCCUACUUUAAGGACAAAUCCAGAGGCAGGGAACAAAGAUCAGCCCCAGAGUUGAAAGAGCAAAGAAAAUCCGAUUAUUCUGGAGCAGAUAGGGUCAGUAAAUCUUCAUGCUCGACGUCUUCCCCGCGAGGUAUACCACAACUGUAUGAGGAAAAGGCUCAUGGUUUGCGUGUCUUCUCAUACUCGGAGCUCAGACAAGCAACAAAUGAUUUCAGUAGGCUUCUUAAGAUUGGGGAAGGUGGAUUUGGGAAUGUGUACAAAGGUUCAAUCAAGCCUGCAGAGGGAAAAGGCGAUCCAAUUGUGGUUGCAAUUAAAAAGCUGAAUGAGGAUGGUUUACAGGGCCACAAACAGUGGGUGGCAGAAGUUCAAUUUCUCGGUGUUGUUGAGCACCCUAAUCUCGUCAAACUCAUAGGAUACUGUGCUACUGACGGGAGAAGAGGAAUCCAGCGAUUACUCGUUUAUGAAUACAUGGCAAAUAAAAGCUUAGAGGACCAUCUUUUCAGUAAGGCACGCGCAGCUCUUUCUUGGAAAACUAGAUUACAGAUAGUCCUGGGAGCAGCUCAAGGACUAGCUUAUCUGCAUGAGGGAUUGGAAGUUCAGGUAAUUUUCCGAGAUUUCAAAACAUCCAAUGUGUUGUUGGAUGAGAAUUUUGAACCAAAGCUUUCAGACUUUGGGCUUGCUAGGGAGGGGCCGAUGGCUGGGCAAAGUCAUGUUUCAACAGCUGUGGUGGGAACAUACGGAUAUGCUGCUCCAGAUUACAUCGAGACUGGUCAUCUGACAACUAAGAGUGAUGUGUGGAGUUUUGGAGUUGUACUAUUUGAGAUUCUUACAGGCAGGAGAUCAUUGGAAAGAAACCGCCCAAGGGCAGAACAGAAACUUUUGGAAUGGGUGAAACAGUUCCCUGCUGAUAGUAAAAAGUUCGGCUUGAUAAUGGACCCUCGACUGGAAAACGAUUAUUCUAGUAGUGCAGCUCGAAAAAUUGCAAAGUUGGCAGACAAUUGUUUAUUGAAAAGUGCUAAAGAUCGGCCAACGAUGAGUCAGGUAGUAGAGAGAUUGAAGCAGAUAAUUGAACAAUCCGACGAUGGUAACCCUUCUGAGAAAAGUCUCGAGUCCUUUGAAGAUGACCCAGUUGAUUCGGAUAAGAAGAGGAAUCAAAUGGGGGCCUCAGAAUCAUGGAAAAGGCGGAUGACCCAACUGUCAAAACUGGGUGAGCAUGUGGAGGGAGCAAGUAGAAGAAGAUUUAUGAUAAUGCAGAGGGCCCAAGUGCCUUAAUAGCUUUAUUCCCACUCCCAAGAUUCAUUUUUGUCCAAUUUUAGGGUUUCUUGGCUGUUAAUAGCGUGAAAAGUCGUGGACAGAAACACAUCGUAUGAGAUAGAAAGUAUGUUAGAUUAUGGUUUUUUUUUUUUUGUGUACAGGUUACUGUUGGUGAAACAUAUUAUGGCAGGCUCUGUUUCCUUA
This is a messenger RNA of Juglans microcarpa x Juglans regia, 1799 nucleotides long. Its product is annotated as probable serine/threonine-protein kinase PBL19. NCBI's taxonomy places the organism in Eukaryota, Viridiplantae, Streptophyta, Magnoliopsida, Fagales, Juglandaceae. The transcript has 5 exons. Gene Ontology annotation, molecular function: ATP binding; protein kinase activity. The record is from RefSeq and is a predicted model, not a curated record. Bases 330 to 1613 code for a protein of 427 amino acids. Gene Ontology annotation, biological process: protein phosphorylation.